Lethenteron reissneri (Far Eastern brook lamprey) is the source of this 6581-nucleotide messenger RNA. Its product is annotated as transcription factor 12-like. Lineage: Eukaryota; Metazoa; Chordata; Hyperoartia; Petromyzontiformes; Petromyzontidae. Gene Ontology annotation, molecular function: DNA-binding transcription factor activity, RNA polymerase II-specific; RNA polymerase II cis-regulatory region sequence-specific DNA binding; protein dimerization activity. Gene Ontology annotation, cellular component: chromatin; transcription regulator complex. The record is from RefSeq and is a predicted model, not a curated record. Gene Ontology annotation, biological process: regulation of transcription by RNA polymerase II.
GCGAUUGGCGACUGAGGCGGCGGUGGUGGUGGUGGUGGAGGCGGUGGUGGUGGUCGUGGUGGCGGGCCGCGGUCUCUGGGACCGUCCUCGUCUUCGUGUCGUUGCUAACAAACAAUUGAAUUUAAACAACGAGGAGAAGGAGGCGACGGAGGGGAAGGGGGGAUUGUUUUUUUGUUAGUUCGUUAUAUACAACCGCGUGCCCCGUGCUGCUGCUGCUGCUGGGGUGGGUGGUGGUGUUGGCGGCGUCGUGGAUUACGCGGCGUUCGGCUGGGAGCAACACGCUCGCCGCUCGCCUCUCUCCGGCUUUUGGGAUUAUCACGAACCCCGAGUUGUCGAAGGCGACGGGGGUUAGAGGGGUCCCUCCCCACCUCUCCCCCCCCCACUACCCCCCCAUCCUCCAACAACAACAACCACCACGACCAACCACACAACAACCAACAACCAACCCCCUGUUUGGAAUUCAUGCUGAAUUGUUGAUGAAGUAGCCUCGGAAGAAGCAUGAACCCACAGCAGCGAAUCGCGGCUCUGGGUACGGACAAAGAACUGAGUGACCUCCUCGACUUCAGUGCGAUGUUCUCUCCGCCGGUGAACUCGGGGAAGACUCGCCCAACCACCCUUGCGAGCAGCCAGUUCGCCGGAGCGGCUUGUGAAGAGAGGAGUGCCAGUGGCCCUUGGGCAGCCAGUGCCAAUCAGUCCAGCCCAAGCUUCGACUCGUCCAGGCAGACGUUCGCCGACGGGAGCCACUACGCGGAGCACGUCCCCGAGCGGGGCCUGGCCGCGCACGAAGCCAUGAGCAGCUCGGCCUUCAUCGGCUCCAGCAUGAUCGCAGGGAAAGCGGCGGCGGCAGCGGCGGCAGCGGCGGCGGCGGUGGCGGCGGCGGAGGAGCGGGGAUCGACGUUCUCCCCCUACAGCCGGGAGCCCAGCAGCAUCCAGUGCCACCCGCAGCAGCAGCAGCAGCAGCCCCCCCUGCUGCCCCCCGAGCUGGCGCUGCAGAGCCCGGGGGGGGCCCUGUCCCCUCCGGCCAAGCCGGCCUCGCCGUACUACCAAUCCUACGGGGCGGGGAAUCCGCGUCGCCGGCCGCUCCCGGAGCCUUCCCCUGCCGACGUUCAAAACAAGAAGGUGCGCAAGGUUCCUCCUGGUCUGCCAUCGUCGGUCUACGCGCCGUCGCCAUCGCAAGACGACUACAACCGCGAGUCCCCGGGCUUCCCCCCGGCCAAGCCGGCCUCGAGCAUGUUCUCUGGGACGUACUUCAUGCAAGAUGGGCCUCACGUUCCUAACGAACUGUGGCCCCCCACAAACGGGAUGAACCAUUCUGGCUAUGGAGGGGUCCUGGGGGGCCCCCCGGCGCACGUGGCGCAGUCAGCGGGGGGAUACGGCCCGGGGAUGCACCCCCACGAGCGGCUGUCGCAGGGAUACCCGGGACGCUCGGUGUCUCCGGUCGACAUGAACCCCACCCUGCCCCCCAUGAGCAGCUUUCACAGGGGUGCGGGCGGCGGCGGUGGCGGCGGUGGCGGCGGCGGCCCCUCCAUGCAGCAGGGCGGCCCCCCGUCCUCGUACGGCCCCGGCUCGGCACGCACCCCCCCAAUCAACGGCUCCGACGCCAUCAUGGGUAACAGGCCGGGUGGGGCGAGCGGAAGCUCACAGACUGGCGACGCUCUGGGAAAAGCUCUGGCGUCGAUUUAUUCUCCCGACCACACGAACAGCAGCUUCCCAUCAAACCCCUCCACGCCCAUCGAGUCUCCCCCUCCACUCACCGUGGCCCCUGCUUCGUGGCAAAGAGCUUCAUCUCAAGGACCGUCAUCUCCCAACUACGAGAGCUCUCUCCACACCCUGCAGAGCAGGAUGGAGGAGCGGCUGGACCGAUUGGACGACGCCAUCCACGUGCUCCACCGCCACGCAGUGGGGGCGCCGGGGCUGCCCGCGACCCACAGCGGCAUCCUCAACGGCCUCAUGGAGGGGCUGGCCGCGGGAGGCUACGGGCCCACGAGCGGUCUCGGCCCUGCGGGCAGUCGGCACUCGAUGGGCGGGCCCCUUCGGGACGACGCGGCUGAGAUCCACGCGACCCUCGCGGCGCUCGCGGGCAGCAUGGCCGGCCCCGCUCCUCCGGCCGGCGCCAGCAAGAUCAGCCCCACGCCCGACUCCUACAGAGUGCUGGCAGCGCCCCCCGCGGCGGGCAAGGACGACUCCCAGGGGGGUCCCCCUCCGGGGCUCGUGGCGAGCCUCAGCACCAUCCUGUCCAGCGUCGUCGACGCGGAGCGGAACGAGAACGGCGGAGAGGAGGAGAGCGACCUCAUGGACGACCGCGGCUCGGAGGAUGACCACAAGAACGACUCGCGCAGCAGCCGGACCAGCAACCACGAGGACGACGACGAGGACCUGACGCCCGAGCAGAAGGUGGAGCGCGAGCGCGACCGGCGCAUGGCGAACAACGCGCGCGAGCGUCUGCGCGUGCGCGACAUCAACGAGGCCUUCAAGGAGCUGGGCCGCAUGGUGCAGCUGCACCUCAACAGCGAGAAGCCGCAGACCAAGCUGCUCGUGCUGCACCAGGCGGUCGCCGUCAUACUAAGCCUCGAGCAGCAAGUGCGAGAGCGCAACCUGAACCCGAAGGCGGCCUGCCUCAAGCGGCGAGAAGAGGAGAAGGUGUCGGGGAUGGGGGGGGGCGGCGGUGGGGUCGGCGGCGAGCCGACUCACCCCGGCCUCAACGACCAGAACCCCCUGGGCCAGCUCUGAAGCCGCCGCCAGAUGGCACUGCCAACCAGUUCUAACCGAUGCCACUCUGAAAGUUUGCCAAACUUCACAAAUGGAUGUCUUUAGUGUGCAAAACGCCACUGACCUAUUUCCGUAUUAAUAUAAUAACAUGUUUUUUAACGUAAGCAAAAGGGAAAAAGGGGGUGGGUGGCGUGCGGGUGGGUGGAUGGGGGGGGGGAAACAAAUGGGAGAAAUUUUAAAACAAAUGAUUUACAAAAGUUAAAAGUGGGACAAAAGUAUCCAGCAAAAACUUUCAACAACAUAUCAAGAGCCUACGGCAGAGGGGGGAUACCAGAUCUGGCAAGGAUGUCGACGGUCGGCGGAAAGGGGAAUGGCAUCGCGACUUAAACCAAUAACGAUAGACCCACCAACCACCACGAUGAUGACAACGACGACCACGACCACGACGACAAAGGGAUAAAACACAAAAGCAACAGCAUCCGCACUCUUUAGUGUGGACAAUUUCAUCGUGCCUAAACCAUGUUUGCUAAUUAACGUUUAAAAAAAAAAGAAAGAAAAAGUCGACAAGAUAUAUUUAUUUAUUACAACUCAAAAUGAAAAAAAAGACUAAAAAAAAUUUACAAGUAGCAAAACCGUUUUUUAAAACUAUUUUGGAUAAUGUUGUUGUUAUUGUUGUUGUGCAGACUACAAACGUAUUUUAUCCAAGCAUUCCUUGGGUAUCGGACGUUGUCUUAAGGUUUAACAGACACAGUGCUUGUUUCGGGUGGUAGCCGAUGGUUUUGAUAAUGAUGGUGGUGGCUGUGCGUGUGUGCGCGCGAGUGCGUGAGCGAGUGCGUGAGUGAGUGCGUGUGUGCGUGCCCGAGUACUCGUGUGCGUGCGUGCGUUCCGCGAGCGCUCGCCUCGUGCCACGUGUUUGGUUUCGGAACCACUCCAGAGCCCCGCCGCCCGGUGGGCUGACUUGGUCAAAACGCCACUCUGGGGAGGAAUUCGAACGAAACCUCCCCCCACGGUUCACGCUGUCAUCAUCCACGCGACCCGAGCGCCGUUUUCUUCAAUCUGCUGAACUACGUUACGCGUGCUCCCUUUUGUUUGUUUUUCUUUAUUCUCUCUGCGGUUGAGGCGGUCGCUGGAAUCGAACGUCGUCUCUCUUGCAAAAGCCCGAUGCCCCCCACCCCCCCCCCUGAGUUUGGACGCAACCGCGCGAGAACGACGCACCCCGCGAAAGCGACGGGCGCUAAACUGAUGGGCGCGAGGGAAUUGGCGGCGUGGAUUAAAGGGCGGCGCAGGCCAGCGUGUGCGCAGAGCUUGUGCCGGAGACGACUCUGCCCCCGGCGUUGGGCGGCACGGCAAGAAUCUGGCAAACCGGCCGACUGAGAUUUUGUUUGCUGUCUUUCAACGAAGCCGCGUGAGUCUUGCCCGCCGGUGGUUUUCGUAGUUUGGGAUUAAUUUUUUUACAACCGUUUUGUUUUUUGGCAGUUAAUUCUUAACAUUUGGAAUUGGACUGUUGACACCAGCAUGCAAACAAAUGUCACAGGGUGCUCUCUGAUAGGUUCCUGCAAGGAACUAAAGGGGUGGCUCAAGUGGGAAGUAAUGAAACCCCAGCGGUGAGCGGUGCUGUAGCCGCCUUACAGGAUUUAAGGCCUACCGCGCGAUUCGACGGGUUUGCUUCGUGCCUAGCCGGACGUAGUGCGCAAGAAAAACAAACAAAAAACAUCGAAGCGGGCGAAUCUUUUAUUUUCCGUUUCUGUACGCACGCGCGUGCGUAAAGUGUACCUUUUACACGGUAACUGGGCUUGUUCUGCGGAGGUGAAUGAGGGCAACGCUUAUCCCCCCCGGCCACUCGGCACGGCUCGCUGAGUAGCGCUCGGCACCGGUUCGAGCCGUCUCCCUGCUUUCAGAGUUCGACGCUGAAAUACCGCAGAGUCGAUGAAAAAGCCUUUCCGUCAUUCGUUGACUCGCUACUUUUACAAACGGUUACUUUUAAACCUUUUAAAGUUUUUUUAUAUCACUGUUGUCUUGAUUUCAAACCUUAGGCCAUGACUCCCUUGUCUUCUUCCUGUAUUUUACGUUUUCUUGAUCUACAAUUUAAAGUGGCUAUGGAGCGGACAUGACCCAUGGUCUCGUUGUAUGGGAAGGCCUUUUUUAGUUUGUGGCCAUUUAUGAUUUUAUUUGUAAUCAUGAAUGCAACGUCUCGUGUUUGAGUUGGAGCUUCCACCUCUAAAAAAAAGUGAUAGGCCGCAAACUUCGGGAAUCGUUAAUUUUAAAGUUAGUUUGUACUUUAAAAAAUUUCUCGGCUGCGUUGCCUGAUGUCAAGAAUCGAAUGAAGAAUGUUCGUUUGGUUGAACUUGGCGAUAGAGAAGCACAGGCCUGCAACAUGCUGGGACAAUAACGCAGUGAGGUGUAGCCGAGCAUCUUCUACCGUAUCUUGCACGGUAAACCUGGUGCAAAUGAAGCGCAAAUAAUCAACAGCAUAAUGAUUAUCAUAAUCGUUGAUAGUAUAAUCACAAUCUUCAUCAUUGCCAAAAUUAGAAGUCAUCCUCGGCAUUUGCUCAGUUAUCAUCCUUGCCGUUGUGGUUGUGUCCACCGUAGUUCGGCAGACCUUGGUUCAAUUGACGGAUUGUUUGGCUUUUAUAGUUGUUUGAUAAAAUCAAACGCAAAACUAGGUUCAUCCGUCUUUUGAGCAAGUCGCAAGACGCAAAACCACUGUGCCCGGUACCCACUCGUGAUUUCUGCGUAGGAGCUCAAGAUUCAAAUCCCAGGGGGUCUCACCAGUGCCGGCUCGUGCGAAAGCCAGGAAGCAAUGCCAGGACCUUUCCCACCGUUGAAGACAUUUUGGGGUUUGCAACGUUUCCACUUUGGUGUGUCAAAGCGAUGGAGACCCAGGGGUCAUCCGCCGGUCAAAGCAGUCGAUUGACGCCGCGCCUCGCCAACGCUGCCAGCCCCGUGACCAGAUCGCCGCGGCCUGCUUGCCCGGUGGACAUGCAGCAGCGGCGCUUCCCCCCAAUAAAAUGUAAUCUGAGCACUGGAGACGUUUGAAAAGACGCAAACGGGAGAAACGUAGUUUGUCGGCACGCAUCCCUUUGUCACGACCACCAGGGAGCGAGGCUUUAGUUGUGGCCAUGUGCUAUCCCCUAAAGCCUCGCGACGCGCCGUGUCAAGCCGGCCGUCUGACGAGGGUGCUGAAAUGGCGCCGCCCGCCGCUGGAGGUCGUCGCGUGGCCGAUAUUCCCGCUUCUUCCUGAAUUUGCGGCUAAUCACUUUUUUUUUUCGCACUGCUGUUCUGUCCAGUUCCAGCGCCUUACGUCAUCCAUUAACCUCCGAGCAACGGUCAAGGCAAUGGGAUCGAAAAAGGGAUAGCCAAAAUAUGAUGAAUAGGGUACAUUUUAUCGGAUGCUACGGUGUUUUUUUCUUUUGACGCAAUGCCAGUGCUCCAGUCGAUGUUUUCAAUUAAGGAGACGAAAAUCACAAGACACAUAUCACACCGGCUAAUCAAGGCCCUGCCAAUGCGCACGUGUGCGUUACCUGUGGGUUUCAUUUUUUGUUAUUUCGAUUUACAAUAAUGUUUAUAAAUGAAUAUUUGUUUUCUACAAAGUUGAAGCUCCCCCUGCCCGCUGUCUAUUGCAACCACGACGGCCGUCGUCAACGUUGCGAGUAGUUUUUGAGAAGCAAAAAGAAAACGAGUUGUUGUGAAUAACGUUUGUGCGUGAUAAGCCUCAGUGCCCUUUCCGAGCCAAGUUUAGAGAACGCUGUCAUUUGCCAAGCUUCAACACCUUGCGAUUGAAGUUGUUUGACUUAUCCAUGAUGUGUUUUCUGACACCUGUGUCGAAUUAUCGAGUUGUUUUUUUAAGGUUCGUGUGUGUGGGGGGGCGGGGG